This is a messenger RNA of Prinia subflava (tawny-flanked prinia), 1722 nucleotides long. It is a transcript of the gene CLN5, whose product is annotated as CLN5 intracellular trafficking protein. Gene Ontology annotation, molecular function: hydrolase activity, acting on glycosyl bonds. Gene Ontology annotation, biological process: lysosome organization. The coding region runs from base 75 to 1094 and encodes 339 amino acids. The record is from RefSeq and is a predicted model, not a curated record. The transcript is spliced from 4 exons. Gene Ontology annotation, cellular component: lysosome; lysosomal membrane. NCBI's taxonomy places the organism in Eukaryota, Metazoa, Chordata, Aves, Passeriformes, Cisticolidae.
GCGGGGGCGGCCCCUUCCCGCCCGGCCUCCUCCGGCGCCGCCGCUCCCCCCACAGCUCCGGGUCCGGCUCCGCCAUGGGCGCCGCUCUCCGCUCCCGUCUGCUGCCGCUGCUGCCGCUGCUGCUGCUGCUGCUGCUGGCGCCGUGGGGGCCGCGGGUGUCGGCGGCGCUGCGCUGGCCCGUGCCCUACAGGCGCUUUGAUUACCGUCCAAAGACCGAUCCUUACUGCCAAGCUCGCUACACCUUCUGCCCCACGGGCUCUGCCAUUCCAGUGAUGAAGGAAGAGGACGUCAUUGAAGUGUAUCGAUUACAGGCUCCAGUAUGGGAGUUCAAGUAUGGGGACCUACUGGGACAUUUGAAAAUUAUGCAUGAUGCUGUUGGUUUCAAGAGCUCUCUAACAGGCAAAAACUACACAAUGGAGUGGUAUGAGCUCUUCCAGCUUGGGAACUGCACAUUUCCACAUCUGCGGCCUGGCAUGGAUGCACCGUUCUGGUGUAACCAGGGAGCUGCCUGCUUUUAUGAAGGAAUAGAUGACGCACACUGGAAAGCAAAUGGAACUUUGGUUCAUGUGACCACAAUAUCAGGAACCAUGUUUAAUGCAAUGGCACAAUGGGUAAAAUAUGACAAUGAGACUGGCAUUUACUACGAGACCUGGACAGUUCAAGCAAGUCCUGACAAGAAGUCAACAGUGUGGUUUGACUCUUAUGAGUGCUCCAAGUUUAUACUGAGAACCUACCAGAAGCUAGCUGACUUAGGAGCUGUAUUUAAGAAGAUACAAACAAACUAUACAAGCAUAAUUUUAUUCAGUGGAGAACCUAUUUAUUUGGGGAAUGAAACAUCUAUUUUUGGACCACAAGGAAACAAGACACUGGCGGCAGCUAUAAGAGACUUCUACAGUCCAUUUAAACCUCAUCAGAGUGUCAGAGAGUUCUUUGUGGAUCUUUUCAAAAUAAUUGAUCGUGUUAUCUUGAAUCAUCAGUUUUACCUCUUCUACAACUUGGAAUACUGGUUUUUACCUAUGAAGUCCCCUUAUCUCAAAAUAAUUUAUGAAGAGGUCCCUUUGCCUGUUGGAAGCAAAGCAUCCUUUGGUGUAUGACUGCCUACUGAAGAACAGAACUUGCCUUUAGGCAGGAUAUUCUUAAGGAUUUUGGAGCACUACCAUGAUGGUGUUAAAGGGUUGUAGGUUUCACUGCUGACUGUAAAAUAUUGUGUAAGGAAGGCUUUGCUGUACCAGGUGAAAGACUCUGCAUUUGUUUCCUUACUACCUGUAUAACACAUUCAUGAAAGCCUCAGCAUCUCUGACCUGGCUGGCUUCCGUGUAACCGUGGCUCCCUGCUGCCUGAAGGGAGACUGCAGUGGCUCCUCUGGCUGAGCUCUGCAGUGCCAGAGGGGGAAUGGGGAGGCAGCUGCCUGCUCUGGGCUCAGGUGCUCUCCACAUGCAUGCCCACGUGGCAGCAGAUGGCACCUGGCCACCAAGAGAGGUGGGACACAAGCAACAAGGACUAACUCGCUCAACAUGAGUGUCUUGAUGUAUCCAGUUCCCUCAACAUGUGCCUUACUCUGAUGUUCUGUAGUUCUUUGGUUUGUACAGCUGGGACCUAUGAACUAUUCUCUGUUGUUCUGGGGCAGUGAAUGACUGGAGGAUGGCAUGGGGGAUGCUUUUUCACCACUUUGCUUCCUUCAACUCCACUGUAAACACAAUACACACAGAUGGCUCUUCUUCA